Messenger RNA from Rhodofomes roseus, 4264 nucleotides. RefSeq lists its product as uncharacterized. Lineage: Eukaryota; Fungi; Basidiomycota; Agaricomycetes; Polyporales; Fomitopsidaceae. The transcript has 14 exons. The coding region runs from base 103 to 4056 and encodes 1317 amino acids. Gene Ontology annotation, molecular function: guanyl-nucleotide exchange factor activity. The record is from RefSeq and is a predicted model, not a curated record.
GCGCUUCUUGCCUUCUUCGUCUUCGUUUGUUCCCUGUGGCCACCCUUCUCUACGCGCCUGUGCUACCUCUUCCCCACUCUGUGCUAACCUAUUUAUGCUGCCAUGGCUCUGAAUCUUUCCCCACGCAAGGUGGUUCCGUUGGCCAGCGGCGACGACCCGCGGCCCCGACUAAGGACAAGGUCGACGCUGCCCAGCCUGACGAAGCGUGUUUUCCUGUGCGGAGUGGUCGUGGAGGGUGCGGGUAAUGGACCAAUUCCGGAAGAUGUGCAAGACAUGCUAGCCUCUUUCGGCGAAUACCUAGAAGCCGAGUCAGAGGCGAACUCUACACCAUCACUAUCUUCAACAAGUGCUGAUACGUUCACUACAGGUACUCGCAAGCUCGCAGCCGCGAACGCUUCGGCUCUCGCCCAAAACAUCAAGGAGCUCCUCACUACCGAACAAUCCUAUGUGGAACGCCUCAGGGCGCUCAAGCGUGACUAUGCCGAUCCUCUGAGGAAAUUCGCACGGAACAAGGAUACCUCUAUUUUGCCGGCAUACGAAGCCAAUACCUUGUUCGGCAACGUUGACAAUCUCCUACCGGUAAACGAGUCCUUCCUAGUAGAUCUUGAACGUAUGGGCACACCCGGGGGACCUGGCGUCGGAGACGUCGCCUUGAAGCACUUCAAGACUUUCCGCGGAUUCGAACAUUACAAGAUGUACUAUUCGAAACGAGAAGAGGCACAGCGUAUCUUUGAGGCUCAAGUCAAGAAAUCCUCCAGCUUUGCAGCCUACAUUGACCGCGUCAAGUAUCAUGGUCCCAAUAACGGCCGGAGCUGUGUUGGGCUGCGUGAGUUGCUCAUGGAGCCCGUGCAGCGCAUCCCUCGGUACACGCUGCUGUUUCGCUUGAUGAUCAAGCAUAUGGCCCCUGACGAUCCGCAGCGAGCGAAGCUCGUAGAGGCGGACAAGAUCGCGUCUCAAAUCGCAUUAGCAGAGACGGACGAGAACACUAAGCGCGCAGAGAGGAUGUUCUGCCUACGGAAUAGUAUCGAAGACUUUCCACCGGCUCUGCUGUCGAACAGUCGCCGCUUCAUUGACUGCAUCGAUGUCGAAGACGUUGCCGAUGCGGGAUUUGGCCCUGGAGGUGAUGCACAGCCCACGACCACGCUGCACUGUACUCUCUUCCUGUUCGAUGACAAGUUGAUGAUCGUCCGGCGACCCAAUGACAAGUGUGGCAGAGCGCUCACCGGCCUUGAUGAUAUGGACAAGCCGACCACGAAGGCGCAUCCCCUCUCGAUGAGGAAGCUGAAGAAGGCUCAGAUGAGCUGCAAGGGUGUUGUGAACGUCAUGGACGUCGUUGCGACAGACGUCGGGGGCAGUGAUAUGCAUAUGUACCUCGAAAACCCUCCUCAUGAUCAAGGCGAUCGUUGGUCUGGUCGUCCAUUCCGUUCGCUGGUUGCUGUACAUCCUCCGUCGAACCAACGCGAUACGAAGCUCACGGAGGAGCGCAAGGCACAGUUUCUAGAGAACCUCUGGAAUGCGCAGGCUUGGUAUAGGACUCGGAAUAGCCUCUCUGUGGUGAUUCAAGCGGAAGAACGAGAGGUCGAGAGCUACGCUGGAAAGAAGACCAUUGCUCGGACGUAUUUUAAUGUCUACACGAGGCCGGGAUAUCUCAGCGAGGACAAGAAGCCCAAGGUUGUUGUGCACAUCGAUCCUUUAGGAUCCGCGGACCGGAUUCCGUUUGGUGGUCGCAGUCCACCUUAUGUUGUCAUCACGGUCCAACCAAUGCCUGGAGCGCUUUCGCGAUAUGAGGUCACCUCUAAUGAUCCCGACGACGAAACGGAGAGCGACAUAGUCCAUAACACUGUUGUCCCUGCAAGGGUCGUACAAACAAUCCACCAAUACGGAUUGUUCAAGUUUAGUACCGGACAAAACUCGAGGCCUUCGACACCCACCGCGACUAGAUCUCGCGCAGCUAUCUUCGGACUCGACGUCAUCUCCCGGAAUCUCUUCAAUUCUCGUCCAGGAUCUGCUACGAACGAUGUCUUCGGUGGAUCGACAAACAGCAGCAGACGCACGAGGACGACCGCCAGCCAUUCGUCCAUGUAUACAGGCUCUAUGUCCACAGCUGGCCACGGUAGUAGCUUGUCCCGCUUCUCACAGGCACCUUCGACCCUGACGGCCGCUACGUCCAUCGAAGACGAACAGUCCUUCAGGGGAUCCAAGAGUAGCAGAAGGUCGCGUUCCCUAUCGCAAUCAAAGAAGCUUGUCAAGAGGCCCAAGUCACCAAGGGUAGACGACUCAGUCAGCGAGCCUGACUCGUCUGUGUCUGAGCGAAGCAACCGGUGGCCAAUUUCGCGAACUCGUAGCGAACCGGCGGAACUUGUAGACGACGAAGACGACGCUGCCAUUCUUCACUGCGCGUUUGCAGACGAAGAGGACCCGGACCUCGAGGGCCAGCUUGAGCUCGCGCAGCUCAAUGGACAGACUCACAGUGAGCAACAUUGGGCGCAUCUCAAGCUAGAUGACCCUAUCGACGAAGACAUUUACGAUGAGCAGCCCAAUGUCACGCGGCCUCUGUCGCGGGCAUCUCGUACUACUCGACAUCUACCAGAUAUUCCUAUGAGCUUGCACGAUCGACGCUCUCCUUCGCCGCGACCUGAAUCCAGCCUAGACACCCGGACGAUUACUCCCGACAUCCACAGGGCUCGCUCCCUAUCAAGACACUCGUCCGAUCGACGACCCCUGGGUCCUCGAUCACCUUCGCCCUUGCCCCCGCGGACGCCGUCGCCCAUGCCUGCGCGAGCGCUAUCCCCUAUUCUGGCUGCUGUCGAUGCUCAUGCCUACAUGCUUGACACGGCGCCUUCUGUCGAUGCUGACUUGGCACACGAAACCACAUUGGUGAAUUCGUCGCAAUCUCCUGGCGCGUCUCCUGGUGGUCCUCUAGUCACCCCUGUCAAACCGCGCAUCCCGCGUAGCAAGCGCCAGCCGUUCGAGCCCACACAGAAUCUGGAGACAACCCCGAAAGCUGAGCGUCAUGCGCUAUCACAGACGACGGUCACGCCAAUAGAGCCUCUGUCAAUCAAGAAGAAGAGCUCGGUGGCAUCGUCCACGCGCAGCUCGCCCUCCCGUUCUCGGCCUACGUCUUCUCAGACUGUCCGUGGCUCGCCAAGGGGCAAACGAAAUGGUGGGUUCAAGUCCUCCCCGGGUAGCCCAGGGCCAGUCAUGCCGCCGUCAAUCGCCCUCCCUGUGUCGAGCGAAGAAAGUGCGCGUUUGAUGAGGCUCGUGGAGACAACGAAAGAGGAUUUGGAAUCCUCUAGACGAGCCGUUAAGCGUAUCCGGCUAGAGACGGAAAGAUUGCGUUAUCUUGCACCUACCGCCGAAUCACCGACACGACAGACGGAUCCCUUCGCUAGAGCUGCGUCGCCGUUUGGUUCGCCUAUCAAGACUCGUAUUCCCCGGUUCCCAGAAUUUAAAGCUGAGUCGAAAGACCGGGAGGCGCGACUGAAGGAGUUGCAGCUAGUGAUCAAUCGCCGUAAGGAGCGCGGAGGCGUACAGUCUUGGCAGAAGCAGGAAGAAGGUUGUUCGCGCUCGCAGACUCCUGCGAGCCCUGGAACGCCGACGAAUGUGCAGGAUAUUGCCGACUCGAUCGACGAUCUUCUUGAACAAGCCGAUCGCGCACUUGAGAAUGCCGUGGCGAACGAGCAGUCCGUCCAGGUCGACGUGGACGAAGUGGUGGCACUGCUGAACCAGAGAACGUCGGAGCUGAUCACAGCCCAGACGCAGCUGAAGAGUACUCGGGUUCAGCUCGAGACAGUCAAGGCGCUCGUUGACCACUCCAGGGACGAGAAGGACUACUUGUUUGAUGCCUUCAACGAUGAACUGCUCAAGAUGUAUGACGACGCGAGCCUCGAUUCAGAAGACGCGUGGUCUGCUAUGACGAAGGACCUUCGAGACACCAAGAAGUCCCAGAAGCUGGCAGCUCAGGAAAAUUCACGUUUGAAGCGACGAAUUGGGGAUUUGGAGAUGCAGCAAGAAGAAUGGGGAGCCCUCUUGAGGGCGCAUGGGCUGAUUCCAUGAUGAUUGGUUCGACUGAGGUCGACAUGCUUGAUAUACUGACGUACACCCUAAGACUCGUUGACUGUAUUAUGUUUCUCUCCCUCUGCCGAUUGAUAUGUAUCAUUGAUUUCGUAGAUCUAUGGGGCCUGGUCACGGUAUGCUAUUGCCUGAAGUGAACUUGUGUUCGCCUGUGGUGCCGCGCGAAAGCUUCGACACGACCUUGGACGCA